AUGAGUUCAACAAUACUGGAUUACCUGAACGAGGAUUGCUGGCGUGCCGUGCUGCGGUACGUGCCUGUCCUGGACAUCAUGAGGACAGAGAGCGUCAGUCGCCGAUGGAGGGAGGUGGUGCUGACAUACUUGAGAGGACUCCAUAUUGAUAUAGAAGAAAUUCAAGAUGGACAGGUGCUUAUAUUAAAGACUAAAAACUAUAAAAUUAAACUCCAUAGAGACUAUUAUGUGUCAUUUGAGAACUGGACGAAAAAACUGGGACCUGCAGUGUCCACUGCCUUCUGCUACAAUCAGGAAAGCUUAAAAACACUAGUUGAAAACUGCCCUAAACUGGAAACUCUGAUGUUUAAUAGAUUUCAGCCCAAUUUGUCUCAAGUGCUCCCAUACAACCUGAAAGAAAAUUUUAAGUAUCUGCAUCAUCUUCACAUUAGUAGAAGUCAUGUAAAUGACAAUUGUGUGAGCCAAUUUAUCGCAGACAAAGAGCUAACAAAAUUAGACUUCCAAGAUUGUAUUGGAUUGACUGGUGAAUGUUUGAAUACUAUUAACUUGACAAAGUUAAAAUGCCUCACCUUGAGUGAGUGUGAAAGUUUAGAGUCAAGCCACUUGCUGUCAGCCAUAGACGAACUGAAAGACCUGAAAGAACUUCUAUUGGAUCAUCUUCCUGAUAACAUUUUUAAAGAAGUUUAUAAGGUGUUGGGUAAGAUGGCCAAUUUAGAAGAACUAGGAAUCAGUGAUAAUACUGACAAUCAUGAUACAGUUGAGCCGCUAUGUCAACUAACCAAAUUGAAAAGUCUUGCUUGUGACUUUGAAGUGGAAGACUCCGAUUUGGAAGCCGUGCUGAGGUGCUGCAAGGAACUGCGAUCUUUGACACUCUAUAGAUGUAUAGACCUGGGUGAUGUGGCCGUGAAAGCUAUUUGCCGGCACGCGGGCGAGCGGCUCACCGAGCUCGUCCUGCAUAAAUUCGAUGAAUUCAGCAAUGGCAACCUGGUGAACAUCGUCAGACGCUGCACUGAACUUACGUCGCUGACCGUAAGGGGACCGUAUGAGUUAUCGCUGAGGGUGCUGGAGUUAGCGGCGGCGGCGAGGCGCAAGGCGCGCCCGGGGCUCCGCCUGCGGCUCGACCUGCACAUGACAAACCUUCCCACGGAAUACUUCAAGUAUUAUGUGUCGGACCUCGACCUGGAUCCGGGCUCUUAUCUGAACCAGAACCCGGACCUGGUCCAAGUCCAGGACCUGGACCUCGACCUGGCCCUGGUUCUGGACCCGGACUCGGACCCUGACCUGUAUGACCUCGAGAAAAAUCCAAGGGACAUAAAGCCAGAGGUGGAGUAUGGAGACGUGACUGUAGUCCUGGAUAGCCCGGACAUGGAAUAUUUUAGAGAGCUGGAGGCCGAAUACAGGAAAUACGGCAGAGAAGAAUUUUGGCAACUGAACUGA
This is a messenger RNA of Cydia fagiglandana, 1437 nucleotides long. RefSeq lists its product as uncharacterized. The transcript has 7 exons. The coding region runs from base 1 to 1437 and encodes 478 amino acids. The record is from RefSeq and is a predicted model, not a curated record. Gene Ontology annotation, cellular component: cytoplasm. Gene Ontology annotation, molecular function: protein binding. Lineage: Eukaryota; Metazoa; Arthropoda; Insecta; Lepidoptera; Tortricidae.